This is a messenger RNA of Culex quinquefasciatus (southern house mosquito), 2104 nucleotides long. RefSeq names its product zinc finger protein 3 homolog. Gene Ontology annotation, cellular component: nucleus. NCBI's taxonomy places the organism in Eukaryota, Metazoa, Arthropoda, Insecta, Diptera, Culicidae. The record is from RefSeq and is a predicted model, not a curated record. Gene Ontology annotation, molecular function: zinc ion binding.
UGUUGGUAAAUUUGCACAAUCUGUCAAAAAAGAGUUUGCAUUUUUUGGGCUCUGCAGAAAUUUUCGAUUUUUCUGUGAAAACCCUAACAAAAUUCAGCCGGAAUGGCCGCGUUCAACCUGGCCAAGUUUCCGGACGUGUGCCGGGUGUGCAUGAAGCCGGAAUCGAAGCAGUUGAUGCUGCGGCUGGACGGGACAACCCGCCGGAGAGGUGGCGGCGGUGGAGACAGUCUGGAAAAGUUCCUGGACGAAAUUACCUUUCGCGUUUCGGAGCACAAAAUCGGCUGUUUGCCAAAAAUGAUUUGCACCGGAUGCUCCGAGGAGCUUCAACGGUUUGCCACCCUCCGGCGGAGGCUGGUGUUGACUCUGCAGUUCAUGGAGGCACUGAUUGAUCUGAAGAGCGACUCCAACUCGGAACCUCUGUCGAAGCUGUUCAAAAGCAACCAGCGCGAGCUGGAUGCACUUUUCAAGGAGCUAUCCCUCUGCAACAAGGAGGAAGCUCUGGUGGAUGAUUUGCUGGAGGAGUUUGCAUCGUACGAAUUUGCCACGAUGCCGCUGGAGUUCACCAUCAAGGAGGAGGAUCCGGUUGAGAUGGAUUUUGGCGGCGACGAUGACGAUGAUUUUCGGCAAGCCAACGAUAAUGGGAGCGACGACAGCUCGUCUGAGGACAUCAAACCGGAGAUGGUUCUCGUGGCAUCCGAUCAGGACUCGGACAGCAGUAGUAGCAGUAGCAGCAGCAGCAGCAGCUCCGAUGCGCCGCAAAAGAAAAGACCCUACCGUAAAGGCCAAAACUUCAAGAAGAAAACCGAAGCGACCGGGCAGCGGCGAGGCCGGGGUCGCCCUCGUCUCUACAACAACGGGACGUUCCUCGACGAGCCGUGGUCGUGCGACAAGUGCAAAUUCACCACCAAGUAUCGGAACGCCGUGGAGCGGCACAAAAACGUGCAUCUCAAGCGCGAGAAUAAGAUCUUUCCCUGCACAGACUGCAGGGAAGUGUUCAAAACGUACGAUGAGAUGCGCAACCACAGCUUGACCCAUCCGGAGAACCAGGUUGUCUGCGAAGUGUGUGGGAUUGCGCUGAAAAACAGCUACUCGCUGAAGGCGCACAUGGAACGGCACGAGGAUGGCCGGAAGUACUCUUGCGAAUACUGUGACUAUACUGCCCAGACGAGCUUGAGUUUGAAGGCUCACAUGCAGGCCCACAUCCGGGACAACUGGAACAAACGGUGCGAGGUGUGCGGAGUCGUGUUUAGGACAACGAGCCGCCUCAAACGCCACAUGGAAAGCCACGACAACGAGCGGAAGUACGCCUGCGAUCAAUGUCCGGCACGGUUCAACACGUCAAACGCACUGCGUAAUCACCGAACGCGCGUACAUCUGGCCAUCCGACACGCGUGCGAGCACUGCGACAAGACGUACGACCAGAAAAUCGCUCUGCGUGACCACGUUGAACGAGUUCACCAUAUCCAAUGCACCUUCAUCUGCGACGUGUGCGUGCAAACCUUCGACAGCCAGCAAAAGCUGGACGUGCACCGAACCCGCCACGCCAACCCCAAACCCCUCGAGUGCAGCAUCUGUCUUGCACUGCACACAACCCAGGAGGACUUCGAUAACCACCAGUGCAUCACCUACCAGGAGCACUACUUCUGCUGCGGAAAAGAUCUUCGCAACCACCUGCAGUACAACAAGCACAUGAUGGUCAAGCACAACCUCAAGACGAACGCACGCGUCAAGCCCGUCCCCGGAAUCCUGCUCUCGGAACUCCGCGGCGCCCGGAAGCGACUCGAGCAGUGCCGCAAGUGUGACAUCGCCUUUCCGACGCGGGCGCUGAAGCUGCAGCAUUUGGCCAUCUGCAGCCAGCAGGACGGCGCCGGAAAAGGUACCGCUGCCCGAUCCGGUGCCGGUGAAUGUUCCUGUGCCACCGGUGCCGGUGAUAUUGCCGCCGGUAGUGCAAGGGGGGCAGAUGCAUCAGCAACAGCAGCAUAUUCAACCGCAUCCGGGGAUGAUGAUGGACAUGGAUGGAAGUGUUGGCGGAGUGAGUACGGCGGGGGGAUAUUAAAACUUACUUUAAGAAAUAUUACUCUAUGAUUAACUGUCGUGUAGUGGA